Erythranthe guttata (spotted monkey flower) is the source of this 888-nucleotide messenger RNA. The record is from RefSeq and is a predicted model, not a curated record. Lineage: Eukaryota; Viridiplantae; Streptophyta; Magnoliopsida; Lamiales; Phrymaceae.
AUGCGUGUGCCCCUAGAUAUUGUUGCCGGCGGGAGUGAUACUACGGCAACGAUGGUCGAGUGGGUGAUGACCGAGCUUAUGCACAACCCGAGUAUAAUGCAAAAAGUGCAGCAAGAAGUAACAAAUGUUGUAGGAGCAAACAACGUCGUUGAAGAAUCCCACGCAUCGAAACUACAUUAUCUCGAAGCGGUUGUAAAGGAAACAUUCCGCCUACAUCCUCCAUUGCCACUCCUCGUUCCAAGGUAUCCGAGUGAAUCUUGCACUAUCGGAGAGCACACAAUCCCAAAGGGCUCAAGGGUCUUCUUGAACAUGUGGUCAAUCCAUAUGGACCCGCAUGUUUGGGAGAAUCCUUUACAAUUUCGACCCGAGAGAUUUUUGAAUCAUAACUCCGAAAAAUUUGAUUUCAUUGGAAACAACGUUGAGUAUCUUCCGUUCGGGUCGGGGAGAAGGGUGUGCCCUGGUAUUCCGUUGGCUGAGAAGAUGGUAAUGUAUUUGUUGGCUACACUCGUUCAUACGUACGAGUGGGGGUUGCCGGAGGGACAAACGAUUGACUUGUCGGAGAAAUUUGGGAUUGUCAUGAGGAAAGAAACACCACUCAUUGCUGUUCCUUAUCAUAAAUAACCAAAUAUGAACUUGUAUUCUAUGCAUAAUUAUAUUAUGUUUCUUGUACUACCAUAUCAUCUAAGGCCCAGUUUGGUUGUCAAGAUAAGUUAGAUUAACUAAAUAGUUGGACUUAAUUUGAUGUUUGGUAUCCCAAUAAAUUGUCGGGACGACCCGCCAAAAUUAUGUAAUCAUAGCUUAUUUUGUCUUAUCGUGGCUUAUCUUGCCUUCUAGUGUGUUUUUUUCGUUGGACGUCCCGAGCUCCAAUAAAAUAAUUGAGUUUCCAUA